CUAUACGACCCCCAAAUCAUAUGCAUCUUUAUUUUAUGUAGUAUUAUAUAAGGCAUAUAAUACCUUUUCUCUUGUUUUCCUAAUUUUUACUGGGUUGCCUUGGAACUAAUACUAGGACAUUGGAUCUGACAUUGUUGGUUGUCUACAAGUCAUUCCACAUUAUUUCCCCACUCUCAGGCUUUGGGAAUGACACUAGACACACCUAGGCACCUAGGACAUGAAAAACAAACCCAUAAUCAGAAAACAUUUGAAUCCCAAAUAGGACAAUUCACUGCCUUUUCAGGAUGGAAGGACUCCAGUGAAAUCAACCUGCCAAAGGAAUCUAGUUAAUCUCAGCAAAAAAAAAAGGUACUAUAUUGAGUGCUCUGCAUUGAUCUCUACUUCUGAAAGAUCAGAUAUUUAGCAGUAGUUUGCUCAGCCUUGGUGAGAGAGAACCCAUGCUGUCAGGCCCAUGAAUAGUCUCCAUCCCAACCACAAUGGCUACUCCGUUCUUGGGCUUGUGAGGCCAAGGCUGAUAUACACUGGAUGAAUGGUUCUGUCCACCUGAAUGCCCCUUGCCUCUUCUGUGGUAGCUGCUCUUUGAUGGACCCUGACAGAAGACUCAAAGAUCUGUACAAUUUGUGCCUGCUACCAUGUAUCCAGCCAUGUGCUUCUUUCCCAGACUUCCUCAGCACCAGUCAUCCAGUCUUGCUCCAACCAGCCAGACUAUUUGCCAGUCUUCGAGAGUAUGGGUAUAUCCUUACCUCAGAUCGCUUUUCCUGCCACAAAGAUGAUGAACAAGUGUACAAUUUAAAGCCCUACUCACUUGGAGGAUUUCUCCCUCACCAUUGUCUUACAGAGUGGAGUUGAGUUGUACUGGCCACAGAGGACACUGGACAACAUUAGACGAGCAUGAUCACAACUAUGAGCACCAGCAGGAUAGUCAAUCCCACUUGGAGGGAAGACUGCAACCAGGCUCCCCAUCCAGAGCCACUCCAGGACACCAGUUUUUGGAUUAGGGCCCACUCUAAUCCAGCAUGACAUCAUUUUAACCUAAUUACAUCUACCAAGACUCUUCAAAUAUGGUCACCUUCUGAUGUUGCGGACGGACAUGAAUUUGGAGGUGAGGGGGCACUAUACUAUUCACCACAAAGCACAAAAUCAACCUGCUUAUAACUGUGUAGUUCACAUUUCCCCAAUGAUCCCUAAAAUUCCUUUAUAGGUUAUUCUUUUAAACAGAUUCACUCAACGACCCUGCAUCCCACUGCGGUGUUUUGCAGUCUCUUGCAGUCCUGAAAGAACCAGCCUCAAGGAGCUCCAGAGCCUAGCCACGCGGGGUAGAGAAGCCUCCUCUUUCAUGCAUAACCCUUUAAACCCUCCGGGAGGGCGUAUCACCAGGUCUUAUGGGAAAUGUAGUCCUACGUUCCCUGGCUCACACUGCGCGUGGUUCGGAAAGCCCCUCUGCCGCGGCUCGUCCUGCGCACAUGCAGUUCAGUAGCCACGGUGUCUCGCUUUUCCGUGUCUUGCGGAGAAAAUCCUGGAGCGUCCAGGUCUGCGCGUGCUCAGGGAGCAAGCGGGUGCUGCCUGAGUCAGAGCUGCGGGUGAGCCCGAGUUGGGUGAGGGCUGAGGGGUGCCGGUGCGGCUUAAGGACUGGUGGGAGGUGGCAGGGGGGAGGAACCCCGCGGUGUGACCCACGGUGAGAGAGCCUGCGAGGAAGGAUGGGGCGGCCUCGGCUGCGAGGAGCGAUGGCGGGGUCGGGGCGCCUCUGUCAGGGGAAGGGGCGGCCUCGGUCGUGGGGAUGCGGACGUACGGAACCCCGAGAGGCUGCCGAGUCCACGCGACUGCGGGAGGGGGGGCGUGAGUUUUGUAUCCAGGCGGAGCCAGGUGUAAACUAAUUACUGCUGGCAAGAUGAUUGACCUACCUGAGACGAGGUUUUCUCAUCUGUAAAAUGAGAAUAUUGAUAUGUACCACACGGGGUUCUGAGGAUUAAGUUUUUACAUACGUUUUGAAAAUAUGGACGUAAAGUUUUUACAUAUAGCACAGAACUUAUAGUUGAUACUAGCUGAUAAGGUGUUUGGAAGAUACUUUGUUGUUUUCAUUAGCUGUUUUGUUUAAUCUUCACAACAGCCUUUAUGUAACUGUUUUCUAUUUUGACAAAAAAGGAAAACUGAGGCUCAGAGGGUUCAAGUGAAAUGCACCAGGUCACACAGCCACGGUAGAUAUCCAGCCUAAAACCAGCAUUGUAUUCCUCACAGCACCUCCCGCGGGACACAGGGAAAUAAUCCCAAAGUGUGUGGACUGAAUCUCACCUUGUGGUCAGCCUAGGUUCCUGUUCCUUUGCAAGUAGCAAUCUUUAUCCUGCUCAGAAUGAGCAAUCGUUGGCUAAUAUCACCACAUCCAGAAGACCUCACCAUGAUGGUGAAAGGUCUGGACCAAGUUUCAGGAAAGAUAGCUGUACAUACAGCCUUCUCUGUACUUUCCCAAAAGGAACAGAAAAAGAACAAGUCCCCGGGAUCAAUUUCAUUUGAGGAUGUGACUGUGAACUUCACUCAGGAGGAGUGGGGUCAGCUGGACCCUGAUCAGAGGACCUUGUGCAGGGCAUUGCAUUACCAAACCAGAGGAGAUCUUCAAGUUAGAGCAAGAAGCACCAUGGAUAUUAGAGGAAGAAUUUGCAAGCCAUUAUUACCCAGAUGAAUUGAAAGUUGAUGGCAUGAUAAAGAGCAAAGAAAACCAAGACAGACAUUUAUGGCAGGCUGCAUUUAUGAAUAACAAAAAAGUCAUUACUGUGAAAGAGAAUGUAUUAAGAAAACCAUUUAAUUUUUGCAUGGACUCUCUUCCUUCCAGAAGAAUGCCCAGUAAAUAUAACCUAGGUGGAAUCAGUUUAGAAAAUAUAUCAGAGUUAACCGAUAAUAAUAGAAACUAUUCAGGAAAGAAAUCUGAUGAUACCAAUGGGUGUGAGAAAUUGAUUCCUGAAAUUAAUCAUGAGAAAACUCAUACUGGAGAGAAACUUAAUGAAUUUAAUAAAAAUGAGAGCACUUGCUAUCAUAAUGAGGAUUUUAUUCAGCAACAGGAGAGUCACAGUGUGGAGUAACUAUUUGAAUAUAAUGAACACAUUAAAGCCUUCCACAGUAAUGCCCUCUUCAUUACUCAAGAGGGAACUCACACAAGUGAGAAACUCUGUGAUUAUGGUGAAUGUGAGAAAACCAUCAAGGAUGAGUCAAACCUCAUGUUACAU
Molecule: messenger RNA, 3215 nt
Organism: Balaenoptera acutorostrata (minke whale)
Lineage: Eukaryota; Metazoa; Chordata; Mammalia; Artiodactyla; Balaenopteridae
Product: zinc finger protein 510-like
Exons: 8
Coding region: 2348-2674 (108 amino acids)
Biological process (GO): regulation of DNA-templated transcription
Source: RefSeq, a predicted model, not a curated record